CCAUACUAAUAAAAAUGAUACUGCGCUUUUAGAUGCAUAUCAACCUGAAGAGAUUUAUUCUCAAUAUAUAAUUUGGACGGCAGAAAAAGGUUAUAUAGUGAUUGAUUAUCCUUCCAAAGUUUAUAGAAUAUCUGAUACUCAUGAAUGUAUCGAUGGAAACCAGCCCCUCUGCUUAAUUAUUGAUAUUGAUACAAAGCAAAAACCAGAUCCUUCUGAUCCUAAACUUCCUUCUCUAGAUAGUGAAAAAAUUAAUCAUAAAGAUUUGAUAUCUAGAAUUUUAGUUGCUUGUACAAAUGCACUAAGCCUUAUUCCAGGAUAUUAUAGAAAACUUAACAGUUUUACUGAAAAAGUUAUAAAAUUAGUAGGAAAUCCUUACUCGAAAUUUAUUGAUGCUGGCCUUUCUAAGUCACGUUUUAGUCUUCGACUUCUUGGAUCAGCAAAAAAAAGAC
Molecule: messenger RNA, 449 nt
Organism: Racocetra persica
Lineage: Eukaryota; Fungi; Glomeromycota; Glomeromycetes; Diversisporales; Gigasporaceae
Source: the annotation of a GenBank genome assembly